Molecule: messenger RNA, 2232 nt
Organism: Paralichthys olivaceus (Japanese flounder)
Lineage: Eukaryota; Metazoa; Chordata; Actinopteri; Pleuronectiformes; Paralichthyidae
Source: RefSeq, a predicted model, not a curated record
UUACAGCAUCCAUGUUUUUAAGAAGCACGUGAACAAGCAGUGAUUCUGUUUCAGAUGGGACUUUUUAAACUGAUGAUGAAGAUUAGAGUAGAUUUAGUUGAUUAUUAAUCGUAAAUAAGGCGACAGUUGUGUCAUCGAGCAUAUUUCAGAAGAGGUCAGAAAAACUGGAGUGCAGUGCUCAUUCAUAAAAAAGGUUAUACUGCCUGAAGACAGAGUGUGUGUGAUAAAGUGCGUGACAGAAAACAGCAGAGCAGUGUUGACGUUUAACUGAAGAUGAAGAACGACAGACUGAAGAGUUGGAAGGAGGGAAAGUAUGUGGGGGGAGUGGAAAAAGAAGACGAGUACCCGAGUCUGCUGUCGUCCUGCGGCUGAGGUGCUUCAUGUUGAGACAGGCAGAGGAAACAGGAGACAUGAGGAACGCUCAGCCGGUCUGAACCAGUAUGACCGACAUGGCUCUGAACGCCACAUCAGCUGGGUGGACCAGGCCUGGUUGUCCAAUGGUCUCUGUCGCUAUGGCAACAGUGUGGAGUGUUGCUGGGGCUGGAGACAGAUGGACGGAGGACGUUGUCAACCUCACUGUCAGCAGGGCUGUAAACAUGGAGAGUGUGUCAGACCAGACAGAUGUAAAUGUCACCCAGGAUACAGCGGCAAGGCCUGUAACCAAGGUAACUGUGUGUGUGUGUGUGUCUUUACUACCACUACAACACCUGUUACUACACCUGUUACUACCACUACUACACUUGUUAUUAUUACUACACCUGUUACUACCACUACUACACCUGCUAUUUUUACUACACCUGAUACUACGACACCUGUUCCUACAACACCUGCAGCUACACCUGAUACUACUACAGUUGCAACUACGCUUGAUACUACUCCUACACCUGUAACUACACCAGAUACUACUACACCUGCAACUACACCUGAUACUACUACUACAUCUGAGACUGAACCUGUAACUACACCAGAUACUACAACUACACCUGUAACUACACCUGUAACUACACCUGAUACCACACCAACACUGCCCACCACCAUCUCCAUGGUAACGACUACAUUGAACAACAGGCUCAACAAGGACGUGACACUCAAGCAGAGAGGAGACGUGCACAUCCCUCGAAAUCCCAACCUCAACCAGGUAUGGGAGUUUGAUAUCGAGCUCGGAAACACAGCUGACGACGCCAGAGACGAUCCUGAGGCUGGUGUGCUCCACUGUACCUUUGACCACGGACUCUGUGAUUGGUUGUCAGACAGAGAGGGAGAUCUUCACUGGGAAACUUCUCAUAACCCUGAAGGUGGACAAUACCUGUCCGUCCCAGAGCUGAAGGCGGGACAGAGGAGCAUCCGCGGUGCCCGAUUGGCUGUCCAAAUCGUCCCACCCUGGAGCCAUGGCGACCUGUGUUUCUCCUUCUCCCAUUGGCUAACGGGGCAUCAUGUGGGCGUGCUGCAGCUGUACAUCAGGAAAAGAGGACGAGGUCAAAGAUAUAGCCCCGCCCUUUGGAGCAGGACAGGUGGGCAUGGCUGGAGACACACCCAGGUUACCUUGACAACACAUCCUCUGGACAAGGUGUUGUUAAAGGCAGAGAGACGACUGGGACAGCGAGGACAGAUCGCUGUCGAUGAUGUCACUCUGAGGCAGGGGGCGUGUUGAUGACAUCACCUGGCGCUGAGUGGUCAUCGCUGAGCGAAGUGAAUUUAACCACCUACGUUUUGUACGGUGUAAAGAACCGAGCAGCUUCAGGUGAAACAUUUAACCCUGAAACUUUCAAAGUUCAUCGCUGAGAUUUAAUGUUUGGAAAUGUAAAAAAAGUCUUAAAUUAAAUAUGUGAUAAUUUACAAAGACUUCCAAAACAUAAAUGUGAAGACGAGAGAAAGUGUCGGAAUCUAGAAGAAAGUCGUAAUUUAAACGAGAGAACAUUUUUAUAUUCCAACAAUAAAUAGUCGUAAUUUAAUAAGAAUCAAGUCAUAAUUCAAUCAGAAAGAAGUCAUGAUAUUACUAACCUAAAACAACGACUCUCAUAAAAUUAUACUUUAAUAUCAUAAAAUUACAACUUUAUUUGAGUAAAACUAUGAAUUAAGUCAUUGAAAAAAUGUCCUUCACUGAAUAAAACCAGGUUCAAUCUUCUUGAUUCUUGUUGUUGACGUUUUAGAGUCACAGGUUUUUACAGAGGAGACUUUCAUCGAUCUGUUUUCAUCUCAUCAGCAAAUAUUGUCAAUGUUUUUCAAAAUAAA